Messenger RNA from Momordica charantia (bitter melon), 1108 nucleotides. NCBI's taxonomy places the organism in Eukaryota, Viridiplantae, Streptophyta, Magnoliopsida, Cucurbitales, Cucurbitaceae. The record is from RefSeq and is a predicted model, not a curated record.
GUGAUUCAUAUCUCGUAGCUGGCACAGAUGGUGUUGGAACUAAACUAAAACUUGCUUUUGAAACUGGGAUUCAUGACACUAUUGGAAUUGAUUUGGUUGCUAUGAGUGUUAAUGACAUUGUUACUUCUGGCGCAAAGCCUCUGUUCUUUCUUGAUUACUUUGCUACAAGCCACCUUGACGUUGAUCUUGCCGAAAAGGUAAUAAAAGGUAUCGUGACCGGUUGCCAACAAUCUGACUGUGCUCUUCUGGGCGGCGAGACCGCAGAGAUGCCAGGCUUCUACGCAGAUGGUGAAUAUGAUCUCAGCGGUUUUGCGGUGGGCAUUGUAAAAAAAGAUUCUGUUAUUGAUGGGAAAAACAUUGUGGCUGGAGAUCUUCUCAUUGGCUUGCCUUCAAGUGGAGUCCAUUCAAAUGGAUUCUCUCUUGUAAGAAGGGUCAUCGAGCGAAGCGGCCUUUCCUUGAAAGACAAACUUCCUGGUGGAGAUGUUACAUUAGGUGAGGCCUUAAUGGCCCCUACUGUGAUAUAUGUCAAACAGGUACUUGACAUUAUCAGUAAGGGAGGGGUUAAGGGGAUAGCCCACAUCACCGGCGGUGGUUUUACCGAUAAUAUACCCCGAGUUUUUCCCAAAGGCCUUGGAGCUGUUAUUUACAAGAAUUCAUGGGAGAUCCCAACUGUUUUUAAUUGGAUUCAAGAGGCGGGAAAAAUCGAAGAUGUGGAAAUGAGACGAACAUUCAACAUGGGUAUUGGCAUGGUUCUUGUGGUGAACCAAGAGGCGUCGCAAAGAAUACUCAACGACGACCGUGGAUCAGACAGAGCUUACCUCAUCGGAGAGGUCGCAGAUGGCGAAGGAGUAAGAUUUUUGUAAUCUAUGAGUGAAAAUUUUGUAACCAAAAGCCUUGGUUUCAACAAGGAUUUUAGCGUUUAACCCACAAUGGGUCAUGAAACUGAAGGAUACAUCUUUAUGGUAAAUGGGUGUUCUAAGUCUUACCAUAUUGUGUUGAAUAAGUUGAUUUGUAAUGGGUUUUUAUUCAAAUAAAUUACCCAUUCUUUUUAGAUAAAAACUUAAUGUACACCUACUUGGAUAAAUUAGAAAUUUUGGUGCUUGAUCUA